CUUCUCUAGCGUUGGACGCGCCUUAACUGCCAACGUCCACCAUGCCGACAUUGACGACGGUCUGGGACGACCAAGUGCCCCUCAUUCAGUAUGAUGCUACCUGGGCGCCGGGAUCAUCGUGGUCAGAUAGCUUGGCUAGCAGCUAUUACCUCGGCACGUUCACUACAUGCAACGUCACCAAUGGUGUAGCCAACUUCACCUUUAACGGCACUGCAUUCUCGAUAUACGGCGCAAAGCGAGGGAACCAUGGAACGUACUCAGUUAACCUCGACGGCUCGACGGUCGGUACAGAAAACGGACAGUCGAACGCCAAUGAAUUUCAGCAGGUGCUAUGGAGUAGCACCGGCCUGGCUCAGUCACAACACAGUGUAUCAUUGACGAACACGGCGUCGGGAUCACUGUACGUCGACAUUGACUAUGUCGUGGUGCAGUCGCAGGUCGGGAGUGAUGAUCAACAACUUGUGUCCACGAUCAUAGACGACACGGAUCCUCGCUUCAGCUAUCCAAACGAAGGGAGUCAGUGGAGUACGGGUAUCAGCAAUGUGGGGCUGUAUUACAAUGGUACUGGACACACGACUACGGCAUCCCAAGCUCAGGCCACGCUCUCCUUCACGGGGGACGUGAUAUCCUUGUACGGGACCGUCGGCCCUUCCAAUGGCUUCUUCUCCGUGCAACUCGACGGCCAAACUGCACAGCAGUACAACGCUACGAGGCAGUUGGACCAUACACAGGUCAUGCUCUACCAUGCUGAUAAUCUGGGAUCAGGCGAUCACCAGCUCGUCCUUACGAAUCUUCCGGUCAGCAAUGCUGCGGCUUCAUUGAACAUUGACUACGCGGAAGUCAUGUCCUUGUCCAAUGCUUCAACGAGUGCAUGCACUGAUCCUCAGGUCAACGCAUCUACGUCAAAAGGAAUCGAUAGCGGAGGAAUAGCAGGCCUUGUCGUUCUCGGAGUAACCACUCUCCUUCUCGGUCUCUCGACGCUGUACUUCUGGCGGCGAUGGCGGAACUCGGAGGCCGAACAGGUCGAAAUGUACAGAUCGUUCGCCGUACAUCCAAAGACAGAGACGGAUGGAUCAGUAGCCUCUCCGCGCGCUUUCUCUGCGACGGGCACUACUGAAUUUUCCAGCGAACCGGGCGCUCGCCCCUCCCCCGCACAAGAGAGCUCGGAGCUACAGCAGCCGAAUGCUCGCGAGUCUUUGUACGGGCUCUCAGGUAUUCGCCCCCUUCCCAGUAUACCGGGUGGAGCACUGAGCGAUUCAAGGUGGACCGGCGACGAGAAACGCGGGACGCCGUGAGAGCAUGCGGCGCUCUCUUGCUCCCACCGUCGCGACGAUGCCCCCUGACUAUGCUCAGGCCACAUCUCCGUAGUAGCGGGUUGAAAGCGCAGUAUUGACGCUGAGUGGUAUGAGUCGGAGUCUGGAUCCGUCGUAUGGGGACUAUCUGUACUCGGUGUCACCACCAUCAUGAUCCUUCCAUUUUUUCGUCACUUUAUUUAUGGAAACGUUGAAAGUUUUGCCCGAUUUUAAUACCAGGCAAAGUUUAGGCGCCCAUCGAAUAACAUCUCGUCAUUCAAAGGC
This is a messenger RNA of Coniophora puteana RWD-64-598 SS2, 1577 nucleotides long. RefSeq lists its product as uncharacterized. The record is from RefSeq and is a predicted model, not a curated record. The transcript has 9 exons. The coding region runs from base 42 to 1295 and encodes 417 amino acids. NCBI's taxonomy places the organism in Eukaryota, Fungi, Basidiomycota, Agaricomycetes, Boletales, Coniophoraceae.